This is a messenger RNA of Spirodela intermedia, 2477 nucleotides long. NCBI's taxonomy places the organism in Eukaryota, Viridiplantae, Streptophyta, Magnoliopsida, Alismatales, Araceae. The record is from the annotation of a GenBank genome assembly.
AUGGGCGGCAGUGGCGACGGCGGCGGCUUCGGGGGAGGAGGAGAUGAGAAGGACCAGCUGCUCUCGGAGUCGCCCCCGUCGUCCGGCAGGGACUUCUCCGGCGACGACCUCUCCGGCGAUAACCGAUUCCGAAGAACAGGUUUGGAACUUUCUCUGUUCUCGCCGUUUUCGUCCUCCUGCCCUGUCCUCAACAUCGGCCGGCGUUUCUUCCGGGUUUACUCCCCCCGCGGCCGCUGUUCAGCCUUUCCGCCGCCGCAGGGACGCUCUGGACCGGCGUUGCACACAUCAUCACGGCGGUCGUGGGCUCCGGCGUGCUGACUCUUGCUUGGAGCACGGCGCAGCUGGGAUGGGGGGCGGGGCCUCUCUGCCUGCUGCUCUUCGGAGCGUCCACGCUCCUCCAGUCCUUCCUCCUCGCCGACUGCUACCGGUCGCCAGACCCCGACUGGGGGCCCCACAGGAAUCGGACGUACAUGGAAGCUGUGGGGUCCAACUUAGGUGACGACAAAACCUCAUGACAUACCAUUUGGAAAAAAAAAUGUUUCUUUUUGCAACCGUUUAUUGCUUGCUAUAUUUAGUUCGUAAAAGGUUUUUUAACAAAUAUUUAAAGUGAUGUAGUUUCCAAUGGAGCAUAAUAAAUAGGAUUUGAAGGUGGAAAUUAUUUUCGAAAAAAUAAAUAAAAUGACGGAGUGUCGGAUGGGACACCGGUGCAACCAACAGCCGCCAUCAUCGGCCUUUUACUAAUGGCUGGACGGCCCAGAAGCUGAGCUUGCUGACACUCGCCCUCUAUCUCUCUCUCUCUCUUCUCUAACGUGGUGUGUUCGGAGCUCAGGUGAGAAGCAGAGAUGGGUUUGCGGGUUCCUCCAAUACCUGGGCCUGUACGGAGCCGACGUUGCGUACACCAUCGCUACUGCAGCCAGUAUGAGGUAUCAUCCCUCCCAACAUCUAUGUCUGUCUGUCUGUCUCUCUCUCUCUCCCUCCCUCUCCACUUCCACAAACCCAGGUUUGUCCUGUGGACUUCUCCUGUGGGGUUCUUCGGAUCCUCGGCUCUUCACAGAUUAAAAACCUCCCAACAAUCACUGCAGGGCGAUCCUGAAAUCAAACUGUUACCACAGAGAAGGCCAUGGCGCUCUCUGCGAGUAUGGCGAUCGGUCCUACAUGCUGAUCUUUGGAGCUGUUCAAGUCGUACUCUCUCAGAUACCCGACUUCCACAACAUGGCGUGGCUAUCCAUCGUCGCUGCUGCCAUGUCUUUCUCCUACUCUUCCAUUGGGUUCUCCCUCUCGCUCGCUAAAGUACUAGGUAAUGCCUCCGUUGUCUUAUUAAAACUUACUAAAACUAGGGUUCCUAUUCUUAUUUAAGAUAUUUUCUGGAGUUUCUGCUGGUUGGAACGGGGAGGAGAUGAGGCUAGUUGCAGAUGUGGUGUGUCCCAACUCUGAGCAUAGUUUCCUUUUUUUGUCGAGAACCCUAGAGAAUGGAACCAUCAAGGGCAGCAUAGGCGGCGCCGCCGAAGGCACGGCGGCGGAGAAAGUCUGGAGAAUAGGCCAAGCCCUUGGAGACAUUGCCUUCGCCUACCCCUUCUCCGCCAUCCUUUUAGAGAUAGAGGAAAGACCCGAUCCUUCCUUCCUUCUCGUAUCACUUUCAAUAAUUCAAGAUUAUCCAUCCCAUAUUAUGAUUGACUAUUGAAACUAAUUCUACUAAUAAUAGCUAGCUUUUCUAAACUAGGCAUCAUAUUAUGUUGUUGACUCUCUCUCUCUCUCUCUCUCUGUAUUGCCACAUGCAGGAUACACUCCAGUCGCCUCCACCAGAGAACCAGACCAUGAAGAAGGCUUCCGCCAUCUCCAUCCUCAUCAUUACCUUCUUCUACUUCUGCUGUGGGACCUUCGGGUACGCCGCGUUCGGGAGCAGCACGCCCGGGAACCUCUUGACCGGGUUCGGCUUCUACGAGCCCUACUGGCUCGUUGACUUCGCCAACGCCUGCGUCAUACUCCACCUUGUAGGAGCAUACCAAGUAAGGGAAAAAAAAUCAUAAAAACAUAGUUUUUUUCUCUCCAUAUUAAUCAAAACAAGCAGACUACUUGGGUUGACUCGCCGGCGCUCGCAGAUCUACAGCCAGCCGGUGUUCGAAUUCGCGGAGAGGUCGUUGAGAGAGUACUUCCCCUGCGGCGGCGGAGAGGCCACUGGGCCAUUCUGCAGGGUGAAUCUUCUCAGGGUCUGCCUUCGGACGGCUUACGUAGCGUUGACUACGGUGGCGGCGAUGGUCUUCCCGUACUUCAACGAGUUCCUUGCGGUGACGGGGGCUUUCUGCUUCUGGCCGCUGAUGGUGUACUUCCCGGUGGAGAUGAGCUUGGCGCAGAGGAAGACGAGGGCUUGGACGGGGAGGUGGGUGGGCCUGCGGAGCUUCAGUCUCGCCUGCUUCCUGGUCUCCGCGGUGGCGCUCGUGGGCUCAGUUCAGGGCCUCGUCAGUAGUUUGCUAACCUGA